UUAAAAUCGAAUUUAAUUAAAAUUAGUAAAAUUGAAAUGAAAUUUGAAAAUUUUAGCGUUGGAGACUUAAAAGUUGAGGAUAUGUGCAGUCUGAUCAAUGAAGGAAAGAACACAAUUAAUUGUCACCAGCAAAUUCUACACAAACAUCAACAAUUACAAACUACAAUUUAUAAAUUGGUAACUUCAUGUAUUCAAUCUCCUAAAAUUAUUUCUUGUUUGGAGUUUGUAGAGGUUGGCCAAAUUCAAUGGGAGGAUGUGAAGACCGGAGGAGGGUGA
Molecule: messenger RNA, 276 nt
Organism: Meloidogyne enterolobii
Lineage: Eukaryota; Metazoa; Nematoda; Chromadorea; Rhabditida; Meloidogynidae
Source: the annotation of a GenBank genome assembly